GAACGUCGACCGUCGAAUUUCACAAUCGAGUCAUGUUGUCUUGAAAAGAUUUUACGUUUAUUGCUGGGGCAGUGGUGUUUUUAGGUCCGAAGAUUGUACGAUCCCACGCUUUGGAUAAAGUAUUUUAUCAAUCUCUGUUGAAUAAUGGAACUAUGCUAGAAUAGUACGAUGUCUGUACACUAUAAAUUCAAGUCCACAUUGGACUAUGAUACUGUGUCGUUCGACGGCCUGCACAUUUCCGUAGCUGACUUGAAGAAAGCGAUCUUUCAUCAGAAGCGUAUCGGGAAAAAUACUGAUUUUGACCUGCAAAUAACUAAUGCACAAACUAAGGAAGAUUAUACUGACGACAAUGCAUUGAUAGCAAAAAACACAAGUUUGAUAAUAGCGAGAGUUCCGCUUACUGUUCAACAAAAGCGUUCCUGGGAUAGAAAUGAAGGACCAGCUAUCGGGAGUUCUAAAGAUGAAACAAACAUGGGGAGAUCCGUGGAUCUUACUCGGUUGGAUGGCUCGGAAGAAGAUAAAAUUCGUGCCAUGAUGACUCAGUCGACCCAAGACUAUGAUCCAUCAAAUUACAUGAAAAUUCGAGGCGCUAAUCAAACGGGUGACGUACCUCCGAAUUAUCGUUGUUACAAAUGCCACCAGCCUGGUCACUGGAUAAAAAAUUGUCCAUUGGGCACCAAUCAAGAACCUAUAGAGAUCAAGAAAAGCACCGGCAUUCCUAGGAGUUUUAUGGUUCCUGUUGAAGGGCCACUGGUACCAGGCGCUAUGAUGACACCUACAGGUCACUAUGCUGUGCCAGCAAUUGACCACCAAGCCUAUAAAGAGGGAAAGAAGGAGCGUCCUCCAUUUUCGCAAGAGCCAGAACCUGUUGCCGAAAAAUUAGAAAUUCCAGAAGAUCUAGUAUGCACUAUUUGCAAAGAUCUCUUGACAGAUGCUGUGAUGAUACCUUGUUGCGGAAAUUCCUUCUGUGAUGAGUGUAUUCGCACUUUUCUACUUGAAUCUGAGGAGCAUGAGUGUCCAGAUUGUAGCGAAAAGGAUGUUUCCCCUGAGACUUUGAUACCAAAUAGAUUUCUUCGUACAGCUGUAUCAAAUUUCAAAAAUGAGACAGGUUAUGCUAAGAGGCAGUCGUACAGAUCGGCGAUGCAAAGAGCGCAGGCUGUUAUUAUGGCCGACCAAACAAGAGCUGAAGCUCAACCAGCCGUUACUAUCACUCCGCCGCAAAGCGUGCCAACUGCGACACUAGAAGCAAGCAGUCAGUCUGUACCGAAAGAAAUUGUUGAACCACAGCCACGACCAGAUGGACCACCUCAAGAUUUUGAUGUACAUCGACCGCCACCCGUCACUUCUGUUCUGCCAGAAUCAACUUCGGAAUCCGAUUUGCAAAGCGACUCGAUAACAAAACUGACAACAGACGAAGAGACAGAAGUACCUCCGCCUCCAGGAACUGAGCCGUUACUGCCGAUACCGGCAAUCGGAAGUUCGCCCGAAAAAGAAAGAGAGAGACGAGAACCAUCGGUAGUCGACAGGGAAGAGCGUCGCGAAGAUUAUGGCGGGGAAAGGCAUUCUAGAGAGCAAAGGCGGAGCUUCAGUAGAGAUAGUCAUCAUCGUGAUAGGAGCAAUGACAGAGGUCGUAGGCUGGAAAAUUUACGAACAGUAAGCCGCAGGCGAUCCCUCUCACCGAGAAGAUCGCAACGUGGUGAAUAUCCGGUACAAACUGGACCUUCGUCGCAUCUGGUGAACCAUCCUCCGCCACCGAAAACUUAUCAAGGACCUUCUCCUAGCAAAGGACAUUAUCCACCACCAAUGCAGUAUGACCCAGGUAUCCGACGCUCCACCGAAGACCGGCCGGGCACUCCGACGAUUGAUGAACCACAUUUACAUGGCCCACCUACGGGUGCUCAACCACCGCUUUUGCCGUUUCCACCAGGGGAAGAUCGUGUCCCUGCUCCUAAUUAUAAUCAACCACCUCCCAAUAUGGCUCCGCACAAUCCACCACUUCUGCCAGAUCCAUAUAUGGGACACCGAAUGCCGAUGUAUCCUCAUCAACAAGACCCACAUUACGGUCCUCCGAGAUAUGAAAGACCUCCUUAUCAGGCUCCUGGCUAUCGACCUCCUCAACCACCUAGAGGUUACUCAGGACCAACCCGUCCAUUGCGCGGCAUGCAUCAUGUUGGAUAUAGAGGACUCCAACCACCACCUCCAGGCUUAGGGAGAAAUAUUCAUAAUGGAAAUCCACCUGGAGUAAUCGAUGACCCGCUCGAAGCUUUCGAAAGAAUGCUUCGUGAGAAAGAUGAAAGAGACAGACGAUUGGGAAAACAUAGAAGGCGAUCUAGAAGUCGUUCAAGCAGUCUAUCCUACUCACGUUCUCGAUCAAGAUCGUUUGGAAGACGAUCACCUUUACCAUCCAGACUCAGUAGAUCGAGAAGUCCUCUGCCUAAGCGAAGAUCAUCAAGAUCACCUUUGCCAUUGAGAGCGAGAAGUCGCACUCCUAAGCGAAGAUCUAGAAGCAGAAGCUUUACGAUAAGCAGAUCUAGAUCUUACUCUCGAAGCCAAUCUCCACGAGGCUCUCUACCUCGGGACAGAGAAAGGGACAGAGAUAGAGAAAGAGAUAGAGAAAGAGAUCGGGAUCGGGAUCGUGAUCGUGAUCGAGAUCGCAAUCCGCCUCCGAGAUACAGGUCACCAAUUCGAUCGCCACCACGAUUUCAAAGAGAGAGGGAAAGGGAACGACCCAGAUCCCGGGAACCACGUGAUGGCUAUAACAGCUACUACAACGAUUCCCCGGCAAAUGAUUACCAGUUCAGAGAGCGCGAGCGAGAACCGCCGCCAAGGGAAAGACCUCUAUCCAGAUAUCCAGCAAGGAACCUACCCCCUCAACAUAAUAUACCCCCACUGCUGUCUCAUCUGGGACCUGGAAGUCAUCCGCCUCCGCUUAUGUCACUGGGCCCUCCGCCACUGGACAGGAAAGACUAUUAUGAUUCCUACAACAGGUAUGCAGGACCCCCGCCACAACGGUUUAGUAGUCCGAAUCGAGAUCCACCACCUAAAAGAUUUGACGAUGUCGCACCACCUGGCACGGAGGGUUAUUAUGAUCUUCCACCACCUGGCGUCGAUCAUCCUGAAAGACUGAUGAAAGAAGAUAGGGAUCGACUACGUCUGUCACGAGAUCGAGAGGAACGUGAACAUAUACCAAAGAUCCAUGAGCCUGAAGAACGAGAAAGACUACCGAUGAGAGAUGACAGAAUCAGAGAACGUGAAGAACGUAUGAGAGAUAGAGAAGAAAGAGAAAGAAGAAUUGCUGAGAGAGAAAGGGAAGAAAGAGAAAAAAUUGCUGCAGCAAGAGAGCGGGAAGAAAGAGGCAGGGAAAAAGAAGCACGAGAAAGGAGAGAAAGGGAACGAGAGAGGGAAAGAGAACGUGAGGAAAGACAUCCAACAGAUCGAAGAGAAGAAGAGCGAAUUGUGGAAAAGCGAGAAUUUGAGAAAGAUCGCUACAGAGAAGAUAGAGAUCGUUAUAGGGUUGAAGAAAAAAAUCGUGGUCGAGACAGAGAAAGAAGAGAUCGUGAUUAUGAACCAGACCGUGAGCGUCAUGAACGUUAUGACAGACAUUCGGUGGAUAGAAAACGGUUACGAAAAAGUCAAAGCCCUAUUCGUCCUAAAUCAAGAAACGAAGGCAAAGAUCAAACUCCGGAAAAAGGUAAAAGGAAGGAAAAAGAACACGAGGAAAAAAUUGAUGAGAAAAAGAAGGAUAAAAAGAUUAAGGACAAAAAGAAGAAGAAGGACGGGGACGAAAAAGAAAAAAAGAAGAAAAAGAAAAAAGAGAAAAAAGCAGCAUUGAAAGAAGCAGCUAAAGAUGAAGCUUCUCAGAAAGUUAAUGAGACCGAAAAUGUCGUACCAUCACCUAUGUUUGAACCAAAACUCGAAAUUACUCCUUUACAGAAAUUGGAGGACAUGGAAGUAGACAAAAUUAUUCCCGUAGACGUAAUUCCUGAAAAAAUGAUUUGUGAGAAAGUCGUCGAUGAAGUCAUCGCACCUAUCAUGAAGCAGGAAUUUGAAAAUAAAUCUCUAGCUAUUAAUCCUGAACCACCAGAAUUUAACCAGAGCUCUCCAGAGCGCAUGGAAGAAACAGAGUUUGGGUCGAACCCUCCAAAUCCGAAUUUCAAACCAAUCCCAGAGCUAAAAGCUGAAACUGAACCAGUGGAUUCCUUGUAUGGCGGUCUAGACGAUACUGACAUAAAAACGACUCUGACAGAAAAAUAUUCCUUGGUCAUGGAAGCUGAGACUGAAGUUCAGGAGCGAGUAGAGGUGGAAAAAUCACCUAAGAAGGAUGAAUUUCUCGCACCACUUCCCGAAUUAUCUAAAUGGGAAAGGGACGAGACCACCGAAAGAUUGGAUAGUGUUCCUGACUUAUCUGUUGACAAAGUGACAUCGGAUGAACCCAAAUCAACCAAAGUGGUGACAUCGGAGGUGUUGAAGCGAGCUGAGAACGCGAUUUUCCAGAAAGCAAUCAAUGCCAUAAGGCCUAUAGAAAUAAAAAAGAUAAGCGAAAGUCGAAAAAUAUUAUAUCAGAAUCCUGAACCAAAAAUAUUGGAGCCGCCGGAGCCACCUAGGAAAAGUGUCAACGUCACGAUCAAUGUUGGAAGGAAUGAACGUAACGUCGAGAUAACUGAACCUUUGAAGAAAGCAAAAUUAGACCGCUCCAAAUUCAAACCUGUUUCAGAAUCCCAUUCACCGACAAGGUUGUCGGCGAAGGAGAGGCUCGGUGAUAAAGUAGAGGAUGAAAAAGAGAAGAAAAUAACACCUGUUAAAGGAUUUUUAGAUCGACACGAAUCGAAGCCGGAAAAUUCGUCCAGAAGUCGAUCCCCGAAAAGCAGUAGGGACAGAAGAAUGUCCCCCUUAAUGGAGAGACGUCUCGAACCGACAAACCCCAUUUCAAACCCAGAACGUAAAGUAUUUUUGGAUGAAAGAAAACGGGAAAGGGACAGAAAUGAUCGGCCCAGGGAUAGAAACGAAUCAAGAAUUGAUAGACACGAUUCUAGAUCAGAUAGAAAUGAAUCGAGAGGGGAAAGAGAAUCAAGGAUGGAAAGGGCAGAUUUUAGAAUGGGUAGAAACGAGUCUAGAAACGACCCUAGAAAUGAGUCAAGGAUAGAAUCGCGGACUGACCCUCGAACUGAACGCAACGACCAUGACAGAGACAGAGACAGAGAUAGAGAUAGGAAAACUAGAACACCUCCGAUAGCCCACAAGAGAGAAGACCUGGUAAAAAUAAACUUCGCAAAACGCAAGGAAGAUGAAGAUGACAAAAAACGAGACAAGAAAAUCAAAGAAGAUAGAAAACGGAAGAAGGAACACAGAAGUAGAAGCAAAUCAAAGGAUAGAAAAAAGCGAAAGGAGAAGAAACACAAGAAAGACAAAGAGAAAGUUCUAGAUAAAAAACAAAAACACAAAGAUGAUCCUGCUAUGCCAAAGGAAAAGCCAGAGACGGCGAUUCCAGCUAAAGUACAGUUUGAAGCCAUACUUUCUCUGCCAACAGAAGUGAAAAAGCAAAGAAAAAAUCCUAGAUUAGUUUCGGAUAGAAAACGCAGUGUCUUGGAUGAAGCGAGCUUCGAACCUGAUUAUUCUGCUACAGAUUCCGAGUCUGACGGAGAAGAUAACAAGACCAUGCAUACCCUUGCUAAGAAAAUCAAACCGGAAAUUCCAGACCCUCUGAAGGAACCAGAACUUAAACUAGUUAAAAAACGAGUUCGAUCUACCAGCACUGAAGACGAAAGCAGCACCUCUGAUAGCUCAUCUACCGAUACCGACAGUUCUGAAGAAUCCCCUAAGCGAAAGAAGCGGAAGCAUAAAAAGCAUAAAAAAAGAAAAUCUGUUAAAAAAGAAAGCACUUCCGAUUCUGACACUAAUUCCGAUUCGUCAGAUUCAAGUUCGGAUGAAGAUAAGCAUAAGAAAAAGUCCAAGAAAUCAAAGAGCAAGAAUAAACCGGGUAAAAAAAAGAAAAAAACUAAACAUAAAUGACGACGUUAGAACAAUUUGGGUGUAAUUUUUGGGGACAAGUUUGAUGCCAAUAAUUGAUGAUUAAAGCACUGUAACGGAAAUUAUAAACACUAAAAAAAUGUU
Messenger RNA from Athalia rosae (coleseed sawfly), 6111 nucleotides. RefSeq names its product E3 ubiquitin-protein ligase RBBP6 (gene snama). Gene Ontology annotation, biological process: mRNA processing; ubiquitin-dependent protein catabolic process; protein ubiquitination. Gene Ontology annotation, molecular function: ubiquitin protein ligase activity; nucleic acid binding; zinc ion binding. Lineage: Eukaryota; Metazoa; Arthropoda; Insecta; Hymenoptera; Athaliidae. The record is from RefSeq and is a predicted model, not a curated record. The transcript is spliced from 16 exons. Gene Ontology annotation, cellular component: nucleus. The coding region runs from base 169 to 6009 and encodes 1946 amino acids.